This is a messenger RNA of Cydia amplana, 1759 nucleotides long. RefSeq lists its product as uncharacterized. Lineage: Eukaryota; Metazoa; Arthropoda; Insecta; Lepidoptera; Tortricidae. The record is from RefSeq and is a predicted model, not a curated record. The coding region runs from base 4 to 1725 and encodes 573 amino acids. The transcript has 5 exons. Gene Ontology annotation, cellular component: plasma membrane. Gene Ontology annotation, biological process: triglyceride biosynthetic process.
AAAAUGGAGGAAAUAAGUUAUUUGCUAAAGUGCUCAGUGAAUGAACAAUCCAAUUUUAACAGGACACAGUUUUUGACAAAUGUAUCUUUAAGUAUUCCUAGUGUACCUCUGCAAGUUUCCAAAACAGUUGGACUCGGUGCCAUUGUAGGUUUGCUGUUGGUUACAGUGGCUAACAUCAUAUUUAAUCAAAAGUUCCGUACCAUUUUCUCUGCACCUUCAUGGAAGAAUGAUAAAAAUUUCGGAAACUUAAACGCAAAAACUCUACCCCGAGCUAUAACUCUAAUCGUCCUAGCGUUAAUGCUGCCAUUGAUAAUAGUGUUUUUGCUCUUAGCAUUAGUGUAUAAACUUGCGUGUGCUGUGAUCAUCAAGAACAAAGACAAAUAUUUCGUUGGUUUCCUCGAUAGUUUCGAUGUUUUCUGGAGUUUGGAAGACGAUACCACGAAGAGUGUCAUAACUGUUCUGGGAGUCAUAGAGUCUGAUUCACCUACAGCUCUCGUUCUAAAUAUCAAACAUAAGCUACUGAAUAUUUUCCCCAAUAAAGCCACUGAUAAGCUAUUCUUCAGAAGAAGUGAAGAAUAUGGAUUUUACUAUUGGAGACGCUACAGCAGUAUCGAUAUAAAUCAGUAUGUUGAAAUGGUUGAUUUUCCAAAAAACUCUGACACGCUAAAUACCGAAGACUUAGAAAUGUUAAUGACUGAAAUAUCAAAUCAGUCGCUACCAUACAAUGAUGAGGCGUUAUUUAAAAUAUUGGUGACCAAGCAGAGGGUUAGUAAUUAUGGCCAAGAAAGAGGUGAAUACGGUAUUGUGUUCAGAAUACAUCAUUCAGUUGGUGACGGCGUUGCUUUGAUUGAGUUUCUAUGCAAAAUAUUAGCUGAUGAUAAAAACGAUUGCGCGGUUAACAUGUUUUCGAAUGAUGAAAAGUAUAAUAAUAGAAUCCAGGAGUCUCCAAAGAAUUUAAUAGAUAUGAUGGAGAAAUUAUUAGAAAUGCCAAUUUGCUUUGUAGAUGGGAUUAUUCGGAAACCAGAUGAUAAUUCCCUACACGGGCCAGUAUUGUUAGGUGAAAAAAUAUUCAAGUGGACAGAAUCUGAUGAAAAUUUGUUGACAAUGGUAAAAGAAAUUAAGGACAGUGUAGAUAACAUGAAAUUUACGGAUGUUUUAGCGUCAGCUUUAUCAAGUGGCUUGCACAAAUAUUUUUCAAAGACGAUGACCCACAUUCCAAAGGACGUAGCGGUUGUAUUGCCAGUUAGAUUUCCUCCAGCUACGAUAGUUGACAAUGGUCUGGUUUUGGAAAACGAUUUUAGCGUGACUAUACUGGAUUUACCGGUGAAAACGGGCAAAAAGGAAGAAGUCAAAAAACGUUGCGAUGAGCUGCGCAGAAGUGCUGACCCUUUGACUAACUAUUUCCUCCUCAAGAUCUUCAACAGCGUCCUGCCCAAACAAGUCCUGCUGCCCGUAUUCAACAGCAGCCAAGCAACCAUGGUGUUUAGCAACCUGCCUGGGCCGCGACGCCUAAACAUUUGCGGAGGCAAUACCCUCAAGAAACUGGUGUUCUUUGUGCCAUUGAAAGGAAAUACUGGUCUAGGAGUGACUGCGCUCUGCUACGAUGGCGUUCUCCGCUUUGGCGCGGUGGCCGACUCGGCGCUGGUCUCCAGCCCCGACCAGCUGGCCAUCAUCCUGGACGGCAUGGUGGAGGAAAUACGGAGGAUGUACCAGAUGGUGCGGUAGUGGGGGGGGGGGGGAAGGUUUAACGGCUUGCUGU